This is a messenger RNA of Manis pentadactyla (Chinese pangolin), 3367 nucleotides long. Its product is annotated as serine-rich coiled-coil domain-containing protein 2-like. Gene Ontology annotation, biological process: microtubule bundle formation. Gene Ontology annotation, cellular component: microtubule cytoskeleton. NCBI's taxonomy places the organism in Eukaryota, Metazoa, Chordata, Mammalia, Pholidota, Manidae. The record is from RefSeq and is a predicted model, not a curated record. Gene Ontology annotation, molecular function: microtubule binding.
CCUCAGGCCGCUGGCGCGGUGCUGGCAGUUGCCGGUCGGGCGGCGGUGCCGGCGGGGAUGUGACCAGCGGUCCCUCGCCUCACCUGCCGUCCUUGGGCCCGUAAGUCACUGGACGACCCGCACCAGGGCCGCAGCGGAAGAGGCAACGCGAUCUCCACACGAUUCUGUCAAAUUUUAAGAACAAAUGCACCUUAUAGCUCAUGGAAGAAAAAACACAAAUCAAGACAUUUUUGGGUUCCAAGUUGCCAAAGUAUGGAACAAAAUCUGUAAGAAGUGCACUGAAGCCAAUGUCAAAUGGGACACCUGUUAAUUUACUGGGAACUUCCAAGAGUAGCAAUGUCAAAAGUUACAUCAAAAAUAAUGGCUCCAGUUGUCCAUCAUCCUAUUCAUUUAAUUGAAGAAUGGCAACUAAAUACCAGCUUAGUGCACAAGGUGCUGAAGAGCCUAAUGAUACUCAAAGUUCACAUGAUAAAGUAAUUGAUUCUGAAAAACAUGCACCUACUCAAGGAACGGUUGAUAAAAAUGGGAUGAAGGGAGGUUUGAAAAGUAUUUCCUUACUUACAUCAAAGUUAGCAAAGCCAUCCACUAUAUUCGUGUCAUCUACAGAGGAGUUGAAACAAAAGUCUUUGUCUGGGCCAUCUAACCUGGGUAAAUUCACCAAAGGCACAUUAUUAGCAAGGACUUCAUAUUCUUCAGCCAGUGCUCCAAAAUCACAGUCGAAUGGAUUUUAUGGAAACUGAUCAGCUGGCAUGCAAAGGCCUAGAACAAACUCUUGUGCUACCAGAAGCAGUUCUGGAGAAAGCUUAGCAUCCCUAGACAAUAUUAAAUCUCUUACUUGUGAAAAAAUGAGUUUUUUUCAUUCCAUUCCGAAUUUAUUCCUUCCACCUUCAUCUAUAAUCAGAUCACAUUCCUUCAGUCGAGCUACAGAUCUUACAAAGCCUUAUCAGAACCAACAGCUGCUCAUUAGAGUGCCCCUGAGGUCAAGUAUGCUAACAAGAAAUUCUCAGCAGUCAGAAGUACUCAGUGGGAAUGAACAUUUAGGGUAUGAAUUUAAUAGGCCUUAUGCUGCUGGUGGAAAGAAGUUGGCUUUACCAAAUGGUCCAGGUGUAACUUCCACUUUGGGUUAUAGGAUGGUUCGUCCUUCUCUACUGAAGUUGAGCCGACCUCCAUUUUCUGGGACUGUCACAGCUGAUGGUAAUAAAAAUUUACCUACUGACACGUGUGUGGAGGAAGAUGCUGCACUUUUGGCUAAGGACAGAGCUGCUGAUAAGGACCAAGAGCUAACUGAGAAUGAUAGUUACAGAACAGAAAAUAACCAGACCAUCAAGUGUAAUACUAAAAUUAGAUACAUGAGUGAUGAUGUGGAUGACAUUUCCUUGUCUUCUUUGUCAUCUUCUGAGAAGAAUGAUUUAAGUGAAGACUUUAGUGAUGAUUUUAUAGAUAUAGAUGACUCCAACAGAACUAGAAUAACUCCAGAGGAAAUUUCUCUCAAAGAAGAAAAACAUGAAAAUGUGUCACCAAAGGAUAUAUUUGAUUCUUCCAAGGAAAAUGAAAAAUCCUUCAGUAAAACUGAUGAGUGGAUAGAUAUAAAUGUCUCUUCCAGGAGUAAAUGUACCAAACAUACUUCUGGGAAUAACUUGAUUUCACCAGAUACAGAUUACAGAGCUGGUUCUUCAUUUGAACUUUCUCCAUCUGAUAGCUCUGACGGAACAUAUAUGUGGUAUGAAGAGGGCUUGGAGCCCAUUGGAAAUGUGCACCCAGUUGGAAGCUAUGAGUCCUCUGAAAUGAACAGCAUAGAUCUUUUGAAUAACCUUGAAUCAUGUGACCAUGAGGAUGAUGACCUUAUGCUUGACGUGGAUCUGACCGAGGAUGCACCUCUUGAAAAUGUGGAGUGUGAAAAUAUGAACCGCUUUGACCGAUCAGAAAGAAAUGUUCGGCAGUCUCAGGAAGGAUUUUGGAAAAGGCCACCACAGAGGUGGAGUGGACAGGAACAUUACCACCUCAGCCAUCCUGACCACUAUCAUCACCCUGGAAAAAGUGACUUGAGCAGAGGCUCUCCCUAUAGAGAAUCUCCUUUGGGUCAUUUUGAAAGCUAUGGAGGGACCCCCUUUUACCAGGCUCAGAAGAUGUUUGUAGAUGUACCUGAAAAUACAGUGAUACUGGAUGAAAUGACCCUUCGUCACAUGGUCCAGGAUUGCACUGCUGUAAAAACACAGUUACUCAAACUGAAACGUCUGCUGCAUCAGCAUGAUGAAAGUGGUUCAUUGCAUGAUAUUCAACUAUCAUUGCCAUCCAGUCCAGAGCCAGAAGAUGGUGAUCAAAUAUAGAGUGAAUAUUUAUUAAAUGAAAUAAAAGAACUUAAAGAGGAAAUAAAGAAAAAAGAUGAAAAAAUCCAACUAUUAGAAAAUCAGCUUGCAACUCGGUAUAACUGCCACCAAAAAUCUAAAGAAGGAAAAAGCACAUAUGCUGAUAAAUACACCCAAACACCUUGGAGAAGAAUUCCUCCUCAAGUACUACAGCCUUCCAGCAGCCUUCCCAGACCCACAGACCACACCCAGGGAAAACUAAUAAAGCCGCAACAUAUCAAGGCCCACAGUGAAUGCACAAUCCGGGACAGACAUUAGAGUGUUGCACAUCUGAAUGAACGCUUUACACAUGGCUUGCAGCAAGAAAGCAACUGUGGUCUGGAAGACUGGCCUUUUUCAUCAAGCCUACAUUUCACUAAGGAUGUGGCUAAAAGUACACCUUCUAAAGCAGACUUGAACAUGACCAUGAAUGCUCAAGAACCUUAUCAUUUGGCAAAUAAUCAAAUUAGUGACCUGCAAUUUGUACCUACUUCUCUUCAGACACUUCCCCAGUCAAGUACAGUAGACCAGGCUAAGAGAGUUGGAAGAAGUCAGUCUUCACUGGAGGACCAAACGUCUCAACCCAAGUCCUUGCAGCUUUUUAAGCUUUCCAUCUCGAAUUCUUUGAUACCUCCUUCAGUUUCAGAAUCGUCUCCAAGUAGGACUCCCACUUGUAAGAAGUCAUGAAUAAUCACACCAUGUACUUCAGCAAAACUUCAGCCAACAUCUAGUCAAACAAAUCUUGCAAAUAAUCCAAAUCUGAAAGUGUCUAAGCCCCGUCCCCCUUCUGGCUCUUUCAAACAAAAACAAAUAAGCAGCCCCUACCCAGAGCCUCAAAACUUCCAGGCCAAGACAGGCAUCCCAAGACCAUUAACAAGAAGAAGAGAAACCAUGCAGAAUUUGAAUGGCAAUUUGAAUUCUGGAGAUUGUUUGCCCUCUAAUCGAUUUUCCCGUCUUCCUAAACCAAAAAUACAUUAAGUACAUAGCCAUCGCCUGCCAAUUUGCUUUUUUAAAAAACAAUG